Molecule: messenger RNA, 2769 nt
Organism: Trypanosoma cruzi
Lineage: Eukaryota; Euglenozoa; Kinetoplastea; Trypanosomatida; Trypanosomatidae
Product: trans-sialidase, putative
Exons: 1
Coding region: 1-2769 (922 amino acids)
Biological process (GO): oligosaccharide catabolic process; ganglioside catabolic process
Cellular component (GO): membrane; cytoplasm; intracellular membrane-bounded organelle
Molecular function (GO): exo-alpha-sialidase activity
Source: RefSeq, a predicted model, not a curated record
AUGCUCUCACGCGUUGCUGCUGUCAUGGCGCCCCGCACACACAACCGUCGCCGCGUGACCGGAUCCAGCGGAAGGAGGAGGGAAGGAAGAGAGAGUGAGCCGCCGAGGCCCAACAUGUCCCGGGAUCUCUUCCAUUUUGUGCUGCUUCUACUUGUCGUCAUGGUUUGCGGCGGCAGUGGAACUGUGACUGCGGAUGAGGUGAAGGAGUCAGUUGAACCAAAGUUUGAGUGGAAGGGCAUCACUGAGGGUGCUGGUGUAACUGUGGACUCGUUGGGCGCUCCCGGCCUUCUAAAAGUGGGGAGUGACGUGUUUGCCGUUGCCGAGGCGCAGUGCAAAGAGACGAAGGAAGGUAAAGAUAACUUUUUUUCUGGCGUUGCAUCCCAAGUUCUCACGAAAGAUAAUGCUGACACACCGGUGGAAGUGCUGAAUGAAGUGAAAGAGACACAAUUUUUGGAGAAAGCCCCUUCCACAGAGUUGAAGAAAGUGGAUUUGAGCCGACCAACAACAGUUGUGGAGGGAAAUGAUAUUUACAUGCUUGUUGGAAAAUACAGCCGGAAAGCUGCCACUGGUGCUGGAGAGAGUGGGGCUGAUGACUCGGGGCUUUUGCUGGUGAAAGGGGAAGUCGGUGUUGACGAAAGCAGCAAAGGAAUCCAGUGGAAGGAUACCAAAGGUCUCCCGCGGACACCCUUCUGCGAGCAACACGAAUUUUUAACAGGGCUGGUUGGCGGCGGUGGAUCGGGUGUUAAGAUAAAGGACGGUACGCUUGUGUUCCCAGUGGAGGGUACAAAGAAGAAGGAGAAUGAGGGGACUGAAGAGGAUGAAAAAACCGUUUCUCUGAUCAUAUACACCUUGAGUACUGCGAGUUGGACGCUGUCUAAGUGGAUGUCUGCCGAUGGCUGCAGUGAUCCUUCUAUCGUGGAGUGGAAGGACAAACUCAUUAUGAUGACAGCGUGUGACGAUGGAUGCCGCAGGGUGUACGAGUCCGGUGACAAGGGGGAUUCGUGGACGGAGGCACUCGGGACACUCUCGCGCGUGUGGGGCAAAAAACAGGAUAAAAAAGUGAAACUCGUUAGAAGCGGGUUCACCACAGCGACGAUUGACGGUGUCGAUAGUGAUAAGAGAACUGUGAUGCUCGUUACUCUGCCGGUGUAUUCCAAGGAAAAUGUGGAAAAGGGUGAACUCCAUCUUUGGCUGACGGACAAUGCGCACAUUGUUGAUAUUGGGCCGGUAUCCGGAGAAGGGGACGAUGCUGCCGCCAGUUCCCUGUUGUACGAAAGUGGUAAAGAUGGUGGUAAUGAGAAGGAGUUGAUUGCACUGUACGAGAAGAAGAAGGGCGAUGGGAAACCAUCACCCGGUAUGGUCUCUGUGCUUCUGACUGAGCAGCUGGAGCGGGUGAAGGAGGUGCUGGCGACGUGGAAGGAAGUGGACAAACGUGUCUCCCAGCUGUGCCCGUCUAAAAGUGAUGCGGAGCGUGCCUCAACUAGCAGUACCUGCGGCGCUGUAAAGAUCACGGAUGGGCUGGUUGGCCUUUUGUCUGGCAACUUCUCUGAUGGCACAUGGAGGGACGAGUACCUCGGGGUGAACGCCACAGUAAGUAAUAAAGAAGGGGCGGAGCAGGUGGAUAGUGGCGUGAAGUUUACAAGCCGUGGAGUGUGGGCGGAGUGGCCUGUUGGCAGUCAGGGGGAGAAUCAGCUGUACCACUUUGCAAACUACAACUUCACUCUUGUGGCGACGGUGUCCAUCGACAAUGUGCUGGAGGGAGAUACCCCCAUUUCAGUGAUUGGUGUGAAGAUGAAUGAUAAUGGGAAGACUGUACUCCUGGGACUGUCGUACAACAACAAAGAGAAGAAAUGGAUGCUACUGUGUGGUGAGGAAAAGUCUAAUGAGCUCAGCAGCCCUUGGAAGCCAGGGAAAACACACCAAUUGGCCAUUGUGCUGCAGAACGGCAACCAGAGCACCGCGUACGUCGAUGGUGAGCGCGUGGGUGAGGAUGCGCAAUGUGAAUUGGAAACUACGGAAUCGAACGAGAUCUCGCACUUCUACAUUGGAGGGGAUGGAGGCGAUGCAGGAAGCCAAAAAGACGUGUCCGUGACCGUGACGAACGUCCUGCUGUACAACCGUCCGUUGAAUGAAGCGGAGGUUUGCGCCCUCAACCCGAAUAAUGUCCCCAUUCCACCUCCGGUAGGUGGAAGUGCGCAAGGAACAUUGUUGCAAUCUCCUUCUGACGGGCAACCGCCGUUGGGGCGUGAAUCGUUGAAUGAAAAUGAGGGUGUGGGCAGUGGCGAUGUAUCCCCGUCAGCAGUUUCCACCGCCCCUCCGUUGGCAGGGGAGGGUUCUGUAAAGCAGUUGGCGUUGCGAACAUCUCUCGGUGGAAGUAAAAACGUGGAUGUCGUUUCUUCACCCGAUGGCGAUACAACGGUGGGAGCGGAAGCUGGAGAUACGGUGCCGGGAGACAGACCACCUCAAACUUCUGCGGGCACUCCCGCCACAGCAGAUGCAAACGCUCCUACCGCUGAAACCGUGGGGCAUGUUGACCCCGCAGUGACAACUGGGGUGAGCGUGAGCUCCGGUGAGAGUGGGGAGACGGUGGGAGGAAGGGAUGGGCACGGAGAGGUCCAUUCAGAGGUCAGGGAAGUAAAUGCUACGGCGCUCAACAGCAGCCUCGGAAAUUUGUCGCAGGGGAAUAACAGCGAUGCUGGCACUAUGCGUGAGAGCGGACUGCUGCCAUCGCUUCUUCUGUUGGGACUGUGGGGGCUUGCGGCUCUGUGA